GGUACGCCGUCGCCAUAUUGAAUUCUGUGUUGUUUUGUUGUGAUUCCUUUGAAGACAAAUUUUAGGCUUUUCCUUGUUCGGUUCGAUUAAAUUAUUAUCCUUUUCUAGUUUAUCAAAAAAUAACAGAACCACAUUUAAAUCUGGCUCAAAGAUGAGUGGAGGCAGCAUGUUAUAUGGAGGGGAUGAAAUAGGAGCGCUUGUGUUCGACAUAGGACACCAUUCCAUGAGAGUUGGAUAUGCGCAGGAGGAUACGCCGAAAGCAGAGAUACCGUCAGCUGUGGGAGUCAGCGAAGAUGGCAUGAUAAUGGACAACUUGGAUCCAGAGAAGAAACCAGAUCCCAGCAGUAUAACCACAUCUGGCAGGAAGUAUUACAUUGACACAACAACAUUGAACGUUGCGCGCAAAGGAACCGAGGUUGUCAACUAUAUGAAGGAUGGCAUGAUCGAUGAUUGGAAUUUGUUCGAGAAGGUGCUGGACUACACUUAUGCGAAAUGCAUUCAGUCGGAAGCGGUCUUUCAUCCGGUGUUGAUGUCUGAGUCGCCGUGGAAUGUGCGGAACAAGCGAGAGAAACUGACCGAAUUGAUGUUUGAGAAGUACAAUGUUCCAGCGUUCUUUCUGGUGAAGAACGCAGUGCUAGCUGCAUUCGCGAAUGGACGAGCGACCGCACUGGUUGUGGACAGCGGAGCCACGCAUACUUCCGCCAUUCCAGUCCAGGAGGGAUUCGUGUUGUCGCAGGCGAUCGUCAAGUCGCCGCUGGGAGGGGACUACAUCAGCAUGCAGUGCAAACAACACCUGCAAGACAACAAUAUUGAGGUCAUCCCACCCUACAUGAUUGGCAGCAAAGAAGCCGUCAAGGAACGGGAGAAAGCUCGUUGGACGCCGAAACGGAACAUCCCGGAAGUGACCAACUCAUGGCACAACUACAUGGUGAAACGAGUCAUCCAGGACUUUCAGAACAGUGUGCUCCAAGUGUCCGAGACGCCGUACGACGACAAGCUCGCCUCCCAAACGCCGUCGAUUCACUACGAGUUCCCCAACGGAUACCACCAGGACUUUGGCUCGGAGCGCAUCCGUAUCCCCGAGGCCCUGUUCGACCCGAGUCUGGUGCAGAUGAAGGGCGGGGUGGUGGGGAACACGAUGCUAGGAGCCGGCCACAUCGUUUCGACAAGUGUCGGCAUGUGUGACGUCGACGUACGACCGGCACUAUACGCCAGCGUCGUGGUGACCGGUGGCAAUUCUAUCAUCCAGGGUUUCCCCGAGCGGCUCUCUAGGGAUCUGUCGGUGCGCAUUCCUUCCAGCAUGCGACUGAAGUUGAUCUCGGCCAACGGCUGCUCGGAGCGGCGCUUCGGCUCGUGGAUCGGCGGCUCCAUUCUGGCCUCGAUCGGCACUUUCCAACAGAUGUGGAUCAGUAGUCAGGAGUACGAGGAGUCGGGCAAAAGCCAGGUUGAUAGGAAGUGUCCGUGAGGUGAAACAUAAACAAAAACUAUUUUUAUUCAAUGACAAUUAUUAUUUAUCAUCGUGUUUGCUUAAAUAUAUUAUAACCAAUAAGUAUUUUAUCAAUGAAUUACAUUGUAAAAUUAAACAUAUUUUAUAGUUUAGGACGACAAAAUAUUAAAACAAUCAUUUUAUGUGUCAAA
This is a messenger RNA of Nilaparvata lugens (brown planthopper), 1638 nucleotides long. RefSeq names its product actin-like protein 6B (gene Bap55). NCBI's taxonomy places the organism in Eukaryota, Metazoa, Arthropoda, Insecta, Hemiptera, Delphacidae. Gene Ontology annotation, molecular function: chromatin binding. Gene Ontology annotation, cellular component: SWI/SNF complex; NuA4 histone acetyltransferase complex. Gene Ontology annotation, biological process: nervous system development; regulation of transcription by RNA polymerase II. The record is from RefSeq and is a predicted model, not a curated record. The transcript is spliced from 2 exons. Bases 152 to 1465 code for a protein of 437 amino acids.